AGACACCCAUAAAUUAGAUCGCACUGUGCGGGUUCGAUUGUAAGAAAAAACGCGAUUGCGGUUGUGCGUAACCGCGUAUCGAUGUUUUUUUUUCAGUCGUUGACGGAUUACAAUAAUUCAACCCGACAGUAAUCAUCGCGAUUCAUUUUAAAUUACAAUUUAUAGGUAUACCUAUACACCUAUUUAUUUACCUAUCCGAUAUAUUGCGUGAAAUAAUUUGCGCACCGUCGCCAACAAACGUAACCGGAAGCCGGCGGGCGGGCAGUCGCGAACAUCGGAAUAACGGACGUUUCCGAGUGCAGCUAACGAUAACGGGAAUCACAGUGAUAAGCAUUAGGUAAUGAUUAUGCGAUAAUUAAUUUCUUGAAUAAUAAUAUUAUUGUUUACAAUUUUAUAAUAUUUUAUUAUUUACAUACUUUACGACGUCUGUGUUAAAAUACUGUUACCGGUUACUGUUACCAUUUUUUUUAAUACGUAAUCAUAUUAAAUCAGAAAUUCUGAUCGAUUAUUCACAAAUUCGCAAUGAAUUCAACCUCAAAUCUACUCACUAAAAACCUAAAACCGUUACCAAUUCGCAAUCCAUUUGGUCGAGUAAAAAAAAUGGGUGUGGACAUCGACAGUGUUAUAAACGAAAUAAAAUUCGAUCAAAAAUUAAUAAGUGUGUUUAACACGUACAACAAAUACAUAAAUUUUCGGUUUGAUUAUGUUAUUAGAACAAGUAUCACUCAGUUACCUGAUGAAUUGAAUCAUAAUGUUAAAGAUUCUGAAUUUGAUUCAAGCCAACAAAUUUUAAUAGAUAGUAUUAAUAGUAACAACAGUUUAAAUAAUGUUACAAAACUGCGAGAAGAAUUAAAAACUUUAACUACACAAGUAAAUUUGAAAAGAAAAGAAUUGAGUAUAAUAACUAUUAAUGAGGAUGGAUUAAAAAAAAAUAUUAAACACUUAGAAGAUAUAAUAUCAAUAAAGAAAAAUGUUAUUAGCGAAACUGCCAGCUAUGCAGAAAUUAGAUGUAAUGCAAAAGAAAAAAUUCAAAAAGAGUACAAUAGAAUAAACAAAAAAUAUAUUAAAAUUUUAAGUCAGUUAAAUAAGUCAAAUAAAAUGACAAAAUCAAAUAACGGCAAUGAAACUAGUAAAGAUAUGGAUUAUGGAGAGCGAACAAACAAUAGGCUAUUACGAUAUGAAGAUAAAAUUAAAAAAAUGGAUGAUAUUAUAAAAAUAGCCAGUGAUAGUGCAGAGAAAUUAUUGCAAUAUCAAAUUGCUUUACAGACUUCUAAUAAUCGCUUAAAAAUAUUUAAUGAGCAAUUAAAUAACCAAAUAAAAAAUAAACAAGAAGUUUCAACAUUAUUAAUACAAAACGAAAAGAGAAUUAAUCAAUUGAAAACUAAUUUAUCUAAUUUGGGAGUUUUAUCAAGCAUAGAAAAAAGUAGAGUCAAUAUAUCAUCAAAUUUAAUUGGAAAUGAUAAUUUAAAAAAAGAAUUUUUGGAUUUACAAAAUAUGAGAAAUGAAAUUUUAAGCUCACGUCCUAGAGGAAUGUUUAAUCCUAAAUAUCAAAAGGAAAAUAAUGUAUUUAAAGAAGAUAUCCGAAAGUAUUUAGAAAACGAUGAAGCAAUUGAUUCAGUAGAUUAUUUAAUUGAAUUAAAAAAUAAUAUGUGCAAUAAUAAUUCAAAUUUAUUAAAUUUUAUUCAAACGAAUUCAAAUGAAACAAAAAUUUUUUGGAAAUGUCUAUCAACAUUAAGUAAAAGUGAACUGAAAAAAUUGUUGGUACAUUAUUUCAUCAAAGUUGUGGAUUUAAAAGAAUCUGGGCGAGAAAACGAUGAAAUAAUAUCUAAACUUGAUACAAUAAAUGAUAGACAAAGGCAUACUAUUGUGUCUUUAAAUAACAAUUAUCAAGAAUUCCAUUUGUCAAUUGAAAAAAAAUUCAUGGAAUUAAAAAAAUAUUAUCAAGCAAAAAUUAAUACGUUAUUCCAACUAGUUCAAGAAGAAAAUAAUGCUAUUACUAUGUUUAAAACAAGACAAGAAAUCAUAGGACUAAAAAAGAAAAUUAUUGAAUUGGAGAAGUUACAAACAGUAAAAUCUAAGGAGACUUCAGUGAUGCCAGAACCUCAUAUUUGUUUAAAUCUUCUAGAGGCAUCAAAAUCAGAAUCUGAAACUAUGUCAUCUGCCAAAGUAAUACACCAUAAAAACAAACUGAAGAUACAAAAAAAUAAAUCCAAAUUGGUUUGACAUAGAUGUUAAAAUAGAAUAUAAUAUAUAGUUAUAUUUCAAUUAAUAAGCAGUGUCCAAUUGUCCAGGCACACUUAGAAUAUAAACAUAAUUAGUAAAAAUACAAAAAUUAUUUUGUCAUCAAUAAUAUAUUAUGUCUCUAUUUAAAAAUAUAAUAAUUAUAAUGCA
Molecule: messenger RNA, 2391 nt
Organism: Aphis gossypii (cotton aphid)
Lineage: Eukaryota; Metazoa; Arthropoda; Insecta; Hemiptera; Aphididae
Exons: 9
Coding region: 523-2223 (566 amino acids)
Source: RefSeq, a predicted model, not a curated record